AUGAAAACCAAGUCGAAGCAGCACACAUGGCCGGCGACGACGCAGCAGAUGGAGUGGCAACAGGUUGUGGCAACGCAAUGGUUCCUGAACUACAUGGAAGAUGAGAGCAGGUUCCCACUUGGCCCCUCGACUGCCUGGCUGUCUGUGUUGGCUGGAUCAUCAGGCGAGGUCGUUGCGCGACAGAGUACAGGAGAGAUCAUUUUGAUCUUGGCCGUUGGGUCUUUUGGUUUGGUCGCUUGGGACCUGGAGCUGGCUCCAGGAGUUCGCUCAGCUGCUGGGAUGUCCGUGUUCCGACCUUACAAACACAAUUCCAUCAGGUUCCACCACAUCACGGAACUGACUGACUGGGUUUCUGUUCCUGUUCGUGCAGGCUUUUCAGGUCCACACGGGCCGCUACACCUGGAACAAACAUCUGCAGCACUCUCGCUGCCCCUUGCUCGCAUCCACGCCGGCCUCAACCUCACAUGCAAGCAGUGCCACGACCUCUUGGCAUUGCUAAAGGUGGACUUUAGGAAAAACAGCUCGCGAGCCCAAUUGCACGCACUCAUCUUGGACGUCUUCUUGGAAACAGAGGAGGAGAAGGAGGAGGCAAGACAGAAGAUGGCAGCCUGCUUGCUUCCGCCAGCAGAAGAAGAGGACGAUGACACUGACAUGGAAGAGCUCUUGGAACAACUCGAGGACCUCGACAAUCAGGGAGAUCCAGAGAUCCAGCAAGCGAAGAAGAAGAUCAAGCAGAAGAAAAAAAGACAACUCCCU
Symbiodinium sp. CCMP2456 is the source of this 756-nucleotide messenger RNA. The record is from the annotation of a GenBank genome assembly. Lineage: Eukaryota; Dinophyceae; Suessiales; Symbiodiniaceae.